GUGCUCGUAUGUAGUAGCGUGAAUGCGCGCAGUGGUGCGCUCGCUCGCUCAGAGGGGGAGAAAGAGCCGCCGAGGAGGGCAGAACCACAAGAGAGGGGCAAGUCUGUUUCUACGACAGUACCAGGAACGGCUCGGGAAGAAACCAACGGUGUCGACUGGGCUGGGAUGGAGCUGAGCAUUUCCAUUCUGAGUCGUGAAAGCAGCCUUUUCGUGGCGUCCACCUAAAGUCGCGGGCAUUUAGCGCAGGGUCGGGGGGCAGUUUGCUGUUCGGUCCCGGGGGUUUGAGCCCGUACGAAUCUGUUGCUAGCAGCGCUCCUUUGCUAGUUAGCCCCGCUGCUAAGCAGCUAGCCAAGACUGCGAGUCAAUUGUGUCGGAGAUUUCUUCAUUACAUUUAAAAACUGUUACACUCAUUUAACACUCUCGGGAAUCAUUUCUCCCGUUGAGUUUUGUGUUUCCCUAAGUGACGAGACGUUAAUAAGCCAACGGCAGAGUUUCUAUUUCGAUUUAUUUUCAACAGGGACUUUUUCUCUCUCUAUUAGCUUGUUAGCCGCUCGGGUUGGUUUAGUCCAGCUUAUUAGUAGUGUCGCUCCAUAUACCGAGAUUUCUGACACCCAGAACAGCCCCCUGACAAAAAGACAGUGCUGAGUGUGGUUUUUACCACUCUUUAUUUUUUUUAUUUUAUUGCAAGCUGUAAAUUGUUUCAAGAGCCGAUGAGAUGCCGCGCGUGGGAUACUUCAUGUUUCCAGGGACGCUUUUAUUUUCCUGUUAGUUCGCUCCGGUGGGGGUUCAUGUUUUUGGCAUCACUGCUGGUGUUAAAUACUAAAAUUUCCCAGGCAUUGCAUGUGAUCUGGUCUCUUUUUUUUUCUUUCAUAGAUCCAUGUAUACUGAUUAUCCUCCUAUAAACAACAUCCACGCGUCAAUUUAGCGAAGGGACAUUUCAGAUUGCUUCAUUGUUUUUAUACAGUCUUUCGUGAGGCUCCACGUUUUAUAUUCGCGUUGGUGGCGGUACAUGAUCAGCAAAGCUGGUCGUUGCGCGGCUCUUGAACGUUUUCGUUGGUUUUGCGGUGGAGAUUUUGCCUUCAAGUAUUAUGGAUGAUCAGACCCGAAUGCUGGCUAGCAUAGGCGGACUCGGCGGACUCUCUCAAGCCGACGUCGGUGACCCCGAUUCGGUUCGGAAGCAGCAGUCCCUAGGUCAGCCGCAGCAAGACAUUGGGGAUAUUCUCCAGCAGAUCAUGGCCAUCACCGAUGAGAGCCUCGACGAAGCCCAGGCGAGAUGCUGGCCAGAGGAGGCACCGGCGCAGUGGACCCCACAGAGGGAGGGGGAGCUGGGGGGGAGCACAGCAGGGUGUGUCCUGCCGCUCAACUUCCAGCACAGGAAACAUGCCCUGAACUGCCACAGAAUGAAGCCGGCUCUCUUCAGUGUUUUAUGCGAGAUCAAAGAAAAAACUGUGCUGAGCAUCAGAGGUGUACAGGAGGAGGACCCCCCAGAUCCCCAGAUCAUGCGUCUGGAUAACAUGUUGCUGGCCGAGGGCGUGUCUGGACCUGAGAAGGGCGGCGGCUCUGCGGCAGCGGCUGCAGCUGCAGCUGCGGCUGGAGGAUCGCCCAACGAUGGCAGCAUCGAACACUCCGACUACAGAGCCAAACUCGCACAGAUUCGCCAGAUCUACCACUCUGAACUAGAGAAAUACGAACAGGCUUGCAGUGAGUUCACAAAUCAUGUGAUGAACCUGCUGAGGGAGCAGUCCCGUACGCGGCCCAUCUCACCCAAAGAGAUUGAGCGCAUGGUGGCUAUCAUCCACCGCAAGUUCAGCUCCAUCCAGAUGCAGCUCAAGCAGAGCACCUGUGAGGCUGUCAUGAUCCUGCGCUCCCGCUUCCUCGAUGCCAGACGUAAGAGACGCAACUUCAAUAAGCAAGCAACAGAGGUGCUGAAUGAGUAUUUCUACUCUCACCUCUCCAACCCUUACCCCAGUGAAGAAGCCAAGGAAGAGUUGGCCAAGAAGUGCGGGAUCACUGUCUCUCAGGUCUCGAAUUGGUUUGGCAACAAGAGAAUUCGGUACAAGAAGAACAUUGGUAAGUUCCAGGAGGAAGCAAACCUGUACGCCGUUAAAACAGCAGUGGACGCUGCCAAUGUGUCAGCACAGGCCAGCCAGGCAAACUCCCCAGCAACACCCAACUCAGGUGGAUAUCCUGCACCAUGCUACACACCUGACGGCAGGCUAUGAAGAUUUGUCAGGAAGUCCUCUUUACACCCCACACCGUCUAGAUGCUAACAACAGCUGGCAAGACAACACCAACCCCUCUUCUGUCACCUCUCCACCAGGACCACCUGGCAGCAUCCACUCAGACACCUCCAGCUAAUUCAGCUCACACUACAGUCACUGAUACACACACCCAACAAUCAUUAUCCAGACUCACCCUGUUCGCCCGCUCAUAACAUUAUCAAUCUAACAUUUGUCAAAGGUCUUCCAUAGUCCUCACUCCCACUUUCUCUUGGUGUGCCAGGAUUCUCAAACUGAACCAGACUGAUUGAAACACAUGCACUCCCAUGCACACACGCUCGCUCCUCUCGAGCAAAAGACGCAGCAAGUUUUGCGGCAGCUGAAUGAUUCAGUGUCUGACCACGUGACUGAAGCUCUCGCCGACGACGUGUCACAGAGGGCGCCGAAUAAAAGACACGUCCUCAUCGGCAUUCUUCUAUGUGGAAAACACAGGGUGGACACUCAACGCCCAACUCCAUGUUAACGUUCCCGUUUUGACCUGUCAUAAUGGAGAUUACACAACCCUCCUCGCUUGUACCAAAGUGCUGUCAGUGGUUGUCACACCUUCCGCUCGUCGAAGAACAACCUCAGACAACUAAACUAAACAGUGAAGUCGCCAUUCAAAUUCUCUUUAGUCCACGUUUGCAUUUUUAAUAUCGUUUCCGAUCAGUUCUGUGCUCUGCAUUACUGCUUCAGUAAGAAAGAUUAUGUAUUAAUGACUUUAAGCGUUUAAGCUGUCCUCCAUUGUUCAACGUUAUGUUAAGCACAAAUCUUUAUCAAUAACACUUUUACCUGGUGGUCGGAUGGAGAGGAAUCCAUCUGCGUAAAGGUACGCUGGACAUUGAACAUUUUAAAUUGAUCAGAGUACAGUUUGGUGCGAAAAACGAGAGAUCUGCAGUUGGAAGAAUGAGGGAGAGUUUUUGAUGUGCGGUUGGUGGCUACAUUUUUUCUCAGCGUCACUCAGUCUCUUUGUUCCUUGACCUUUUUAAUAGUUUAGCUAAUUGUAUUUUUCCUGCAGUUUUUCCCCCACAAAGAAUGCACCAGCCACUGAAUAAAAGACACUUGACUUAACAAGAACUUGACCUUGUGUUAGGAAAGGGGUUGGGGUGGGGGGUAUACGUGGAGUAUAAGUUUGGAUUGUGGGUUGGUAUUAGAAAUAUUUUUAAAGGGAAUGAAAAAAAGAUAUUCCACUGUCUUCCAUGCAUGUAGGGUGUCGAGAUGUUUUAGUGAUUCCAUUUAACCUGUUGGUUCUAGCUUUUUUAACAAAAAAAGAUUAUAAAAGGGAGAGGAUAUACAGUAAAUAACAGACCAAAUAAAGAAAUGAGCAAUUAAGUCAAUGAAAAUGAAAGUAUACACACGCCGCACGUCAAACUGCCCAAUGCGGCGCUCUGGGCUGGUGUUUCUAUGGUACUUUCACAUAUUUUCCUACCAGGUAGCCGUGCACAGUUUCACUGAACACAUUGACCACAAGUACCUGAAAACGUUUUUGAGGAGGCCGUAGCAAUCUGGCUACGAUUGUAACCUGUAUUGUUCUGAACCAGUAAUUCUGACUAUGAGAAUUGUUCUCUAAAACGUGAAAUGUGCUAGUUACAAAUAUCAAGGAUUUGUUUUCAUUUGCUGUUUGUCCUUUGGCCUCUCAUGUUACUAUGUUGUGUGUGUACGGGUGUCUGUUUUUAUAAGGGUUGGGUUGUCUUGUCGCUCACUUUGCUGUGCUUUUGAACUGAUUGUAUUGUAUGUGCAAUUGAAAGCACCUGUUCCUUGGGAAAAGCAUGCUGUCCUUUUUGUUGCCUACAAUUUCUCUAAACAAAGGAACUCUUGUUUGAAAAAAAAUUUUCUUCUGUAAUCCGUUAACAUAGCCAAGCAACAAGGGCUUUUCUCCUUUCAAAUUUAACCAAAAAUAAGCACUGGAUGUGUUGUGAUUUUAAACAGACGGACUAAAGCUAAGACUGAGGAACAUCAAAUGAAUUUCUAUUCCGGGACUAUGAUUUUUUUUUUUUUUUUUUUUUGCUUGCUUCUGUUUUCCCAACUUUACCUUUAGUCGUGGAAGCACCAGGGCGUUUUGAUAUAUGAAUGGAAAUUCUAUAUAUGAAAGGACUUAAUAACAUUGAAAUGUAAAUUGGGGUUUUGUUUAUAUGUACACACCGAGAAACAACCUCUGAGGAGCUUUUCAAGGUAUUAUUCAGAUCAUUGUGUCCUCUAUAGAUUACUGUUAGUUCAUAUGGAUAUCUUUAACUAAUGCUAUUACUACACCAAAUUUCAUUGUUUUCUUUUCCUAUCAGUCAUCUAUGGAUGUCACUGUACAGAUUGUGGAAUGUUUCAGUGUAUUUCUCUUUUUGUAUGCUUAUUAUUUUUUCUUUUUAUUGCUGGGGGUCUUGGAUUUACUCGUGAGCAAUUUGUUAGUCUUUGUAAUAUUCAUUUUAGCUUUUUCAGUUACAUUUUUAUUUCAAUUAAGUCUGUGUUAUUUUGUGUGGUUUUGUCAGAGCUGGUAGCAUUUGUUUGUGGUGCCAGGGAAAUUCACACUCGUUUUUAUUUCACUACUAAUUGACAGAUAAAGAAAUUGAUGGAAUAAAAAGCAUAAUUGUAGUAAUUGCAUUGGCUAGUGAUUGCUAACAGAAAUAUGAUUCUAAACAUAACUAUAGAGAAGACUUUAAUCUGGUAAUUAGCUGUUGGGAGUUCCAGAAAGUUGGAAUUGUAUACCGAGGUGGAUUCCACCGCACCAAAUCAAAUGAUAUCAGUGAUUUUCUUUUUUUUUAAUUUUUAUCAUCAUUUUUCUAGAAUUGUAGUACACGCUUCCUUCUGUAUUCACCGUGCUCUCCCUCUUCUCUACCUCUCCUCCUCUCUCUCUUUCACUUGUAUAUAAACCCCACCAUUUUCAGACUUGGUCGUCUGUAUAAACUCCUUUUAUACCUCAACUUUAGAACUGUUCUAGUGAGAGAGAAAAAAAAAAGAAAUAUGAGAAAAUUGUAGUGUUCCUUAUUAGAAAAACAAAAACUAAUAAAAUAAUCUAGUGUGCUUUUGAGCCUGUAGUUUUUCUUUUUUGGUGCUCAUUAAGGGGUUGCUUGCACGUUACGAUCCGUAAAAUGAUCUCGUUAGAGUGGUUAUGAAUGAGUCUGCCAUUUGAAUAUUCAGGGAGCUUGGCAAUUUUCUCACCCUGCCUGAAUAUUUAUGCAGCAUAAGGACAAUAAUAUGAAGAUAAGAAUAAAUCAGGCCUUUUUCUUCUGAUUGUGCUCGGUAACAACCAUCUGGUGAAAUGAAGACCACGGUCUGCGGAAGGCAAAAUUAGAAACGCAACAGAACCACAAAAAAAAAAGAAAAAAAAAUCAGAAGCCAGGGGCUUUGUUUGAGGUGUGCUUUUCUGUAUCAAACAAACAACCUGAAAGUGUUUUCUGGAAAUAGAAAUUCACAAAUCAUUAGAACCGUUGAAAUCACAACUAGAUUUUAACAUUUUCUGGAGAAGUUGUGCUUACUCUUGCGAAAGAUACCUCGACAAUGCUAGUGUGUUGUGAAUGAUUGUCAGGCCAUUGCUAUGAAGUUGUUUGGGUAUUCUGCUUACUGGGCCAAUUCAAAAGGGCCCACCAUUCCAAGUCUCUGAUAUUCUGGUCCCUUGAUUGUAUUUUUGUAACCCAUUUAUUGUCCUCCAGGCAAAAACCAUCACUUAGACAAGCACACUUCAAGUCACAUGAUUUGUGAAAUUAUUCAUGUUUGUUGCACCAACUGCUCAGGACAAAUUUUGCACAGAAGUUUAUGGUUUAAGGCUUAAAAAAAAAAAAAAAAACUGGUUUAGUUAUACAACUUGUAUCAUUUUACAUGGGUAAGGUUAGUAAGCGAUUUAUCGCACCAAAUCAUGUUAUGUGUUAUGUUUACUUAUUGUGGCUAUACUUUUGAAAUGGUGUGUAUUUAAAAUUAAUGGACUUGCCCUAUUCACUAACAUUGUAAAAGCUUUAAUAUAACCAGGAUUUAUUUUUUUAUUGAACGAGGGUCAAAAUUAUUUUUUGUGGUAAUCAUUAUGCUACAAAUGCUGUUAAUUUAGCUUAACUUGUAUUGAACCCGAAACAUUCCUUAAGAAUGAAAAAUAAUAAUGGGUAAGGGAUUUGUUAAAAAUAAGCAACACUAAUUGUUUUUGACCAUAAUAGAGCAAAAUGAUCAAAAGUUAAAAUGUCAAUUUUGACCAUUUUUCUUUCAACCAUGCACAUUCUUGAUGUUUUAGAUUUUUCCAGCUAAAUAAAUUGGUCCAAAAAGCCA
Messenger RNA from Myxocyprinus asiaticus (Chinese sucker), 6500 nucleotides. Its product is annotated as pre-B-cell leukemia transcription factor 1-like. The coding region runs from base 1089 to 2222 and encodes 377 amino acids. Gene Ontology annotation, biological process: embryonic organ development; animal organ morphogenesis; neuron development. Lineage: Eukaryota; Metazoa; Chordata; Actinopteri; Cypriniformes; Catostomidae. The record is from RefSeq and is a predicted model, not a curated record. Gene Ontology annotation, cellular component: nucleus. The transcript has 9 exons. Gene Ontology annotation, molecular function: RNA polymerase II cis-regulatory region sequence-specific DNA binding; DNA-binding transcription factor activity, RNA polymerase II-specific.